This is a messenger RNA of Eruca vesicaria subsp. sativa (arugula), 318 nucleotides long. Lineage: Eukaryota; Viridiplantae; Streptophyta; Magnoliopsida; Brassicales; Brassicaceae. The record is from the annotation of a GenBank genome assembly.
AUGGUCUUUGACCCUUACCAUCCACUUAAGAGGGAGUUCUUGCGAGAAUAUUCAACAACUUUCGAUGGGAACAGAUGGGGAUACAACAGUCCUUACCUGGUCACCAGAGUUAUCAAGAGGUUAGGACACAAGCCUGAGUAUAACCUCACAAUCUUUCCUCUGGAUGCUUUCUAUCCACUGAACUGGCUUGACAUCCCAAGGCUUUUCAAGAAACCAAACACCACUGGAGAAGCAACAUGGGUGGAGAAGACAGUUCAAGAUAUGAACAAAGGGAGUUUACAUGGUGCAUCUUUGGAUAAAAGUGACAAGAAAUAUUGA